This is a messenger RNA of Haemonchus placei, 222 nucleotides long. Lineage: Eukaryota; Metazoa; Nematoda; Chromadorea; Rhabditida; Trichostrongylidae. The record is from the annotation of a GenBank genome assembly.
CUGCAAGGAAACCAGUAUGCUCGACAAGCUUCGAAAGCAUGGAGAUCCAGUAAGCUCGCUAAUAUUUUCAAUGACAAGCAAGCUCGAAGUGUACAUUCGUUCUGUGUCCAGCAUGAGUGGGAUCUAGGACGAUGUAGGACAAGUACGGAUCCAAAUUUCUCCAUGGCCCCUUCAAUGCUUCACCUUGCUAUUGUAGUGCAACUAAUUCCAUUUGUUCUAUAG